CAGCUUAAACUCCAGCUCGGCUCCAUCACCUCCACACACUCACUGGCGCCGCGCUGGUGAUCAAAGUUAGCUUGGAUCAUUGUGGUGUUUAAAAUGGAGACACCAGUAGCCAGCGACGGCGUUCCCCUGGCUGCCUUUAGGCCGAACCUUCCGACGCCCGUGCCCAAUGGGAAGACGCCGUCGUCGGGGUUUGAUGAGUCCGGCUAUUAUCAGUGUUACGGUGAUGGCGGCAGCUUGGCGUCGCGUCCGUCUGUGGCCCUGACCGGCUAUGAGACCUUGGACGCCCCCCCACACUACGACUUCUACGCCAACACUCAGGCGUGGGGUCGGCGACGACGCUUCAGACCGUCCCUGUACGAGCUGCACGGCAACCCUGAGGAUAACACCAGACCUCCCUUGUAUGAGGAGACGACAGCAGGGCAGAUGGAAGGAGACACCUCUGAGGAUGAGGUGGACGAAGAAAAGGAGCCUCCAUCUGAGCCCACUCGCUUCGGCUGGAUCCAGGGGGUGAUGAUUCGCUGCAUGUUAAACAUCUGGGGCGUGAUCCUGUACCUGAGGCUGCCUUGGAUCACAGCUCAGGCUGGCAUCGGUAUGACCUGGGUUAUUAUUCUGCUGUCUGCUUCCAUAACUGGGAUCACUGGUCUUUCCACUUCAGCCAUAGCCACCAACGGCAAAGUCAAAGGAGGUGGGACGUACUUCCUGAUAAGCCGUAGUCUUGGUCCAGAGCUGGGCGGGUCCAUCGGUUUGAUCUUUGCCUUUGCGAAUGCCGUGGCUGUGGCCAUGCACACCGUGGGCUUUGCUGAGACCGUCACAGACCUGAUGAGCGAAAACGGAGCUGUCAUGGUGGACAAAACCAACGACAUCCGCAUCAUUGGGGUCAUCACCGUGACGUGUCUGCUGGGCAUCUCGAUGGCCGGCAUGGCGUGGGAGUCAAAGGCUCAGGUCAUGUUCUUCCUGCUCAUCAUGGUGUCGUUUGCCAGUUACAUUGUCGGAACGAUCAUGCCGGCUUCGAUAGAGAAACAAGCUAAAGGUUUCUUCGGCUACAGAGCGGAUAUCUUUGCUACCAAUUUCGUGCCAAACUGGCGGGGGCCUGAGGGCAGCUUUUUCGGCAUGUUCUCCAUUUUCUUCCCAUCUGCCACAGGAAUCCUGGCAGGAGCCAACAUCUCCGGAGAUCUGAAGAAUCCCACUGUGGCGAUUCCUCGAGGGACGCUGAUGGCGAUCUUCUGGACAACUAUCUCCUACAUCAUUAUCUCCGCAACCAUCGGCUCCUGCGUUGUCAGGGAUGCAUCUGGCUCCAUCAACGACACCCUGGCUGCAUCCUCGUCCGCGGACGCCUGCACCGGCAUUUCCUGUGACUAUGGGUGGGACUUCUCGGAGUGUAUCAACAAUAAUACCUGCGCCUACGGCAUCAGUAACUACUAUCAGUCGCUGAGCAUGGUGUCGGCCUUCGCCCCGCUCAUCACUGCUGGCAUCUUUGGAGCGACUCUGUCUUCUGCUUUGGCCUGCUUGGUGUCGGCUCCUAAGGUCUUCCAGUGUCUCUGUCAGGACCAUUUGUACCCUCUCAUCGGAUUCUUCGGCAAAGGUUACGGCAAAAACAACGAGCCGCUCAGAGGCUUCCUGCUGACGUACAUCAUAGCAGCCUGCUUCAUCCUCAUUGCUGAGUUGAACACCAUCGCUCCCAUCAUCUCCAACUUCUACCUCUGCUCCUAUUCCUUAAUCAACUUCAGCUGUUUCCACGCAUCAAUCACCAACUCACCAGGCUGGCGUCCUUCCUUCAGGUUCUACAGUAAGUGGCUGUCUCUGCUGAUCUCUGUGGUUUGUGUGAUCAUCAUGUUUCUGCUGACUUGGUGGGCGGCGCUCAUCGCCAUCGGUGUCGUUGCGUUCUUUUUGGGGUACACACUCUACAAAAAGCCAGAUGUGAACUGGGGUUCUUCCGUCCAGGCUAACUUGUACAACAUGGCCUUGAACCACUGCGUCGGCCUAAACGUUGUGGAGGACCACGUCAAGAACUACAGACCCCAGUGUCUGGUGCUGACGGGUUCUCCUGACAGCCGUCCAGCUCUUGUGGAUCUGGUCAACUGUUUCACCAAAAAUCUCAGCCUGAUGAUGUGUGGAAAUGUGGUCACUGCCGACUCCUCUCCAUCCGUGUUGGAGAAAGCCAGCAGCAACAGUCACACCUCCUGGUUGAACAAAAGGAAGGUCAAGUCGUUUUACAGAGGAGUUGUAGCUCCAGAUCUACGAUCCGGGGUUAACAUGCUGCUGCAGGGUUCCGGUUUGGGCCGGAUCAAGCCAAACGUUCUGGUGAUGGGCUUCAAGAAAGACUGGCAAAGUGACUCGCCUCAGGCCGCACACAACUACAUCGAAAUCCUGCAUGACGCGUUUGACCUCCAGUACGGAGUGUGUGUGCUGAGAAUGAAGGAGGGCUUAGACGCCUCUCGUUCGUCUCAAUCGCACGUUAAUCAAGGUUUUGAAGGAGGACCGGACCGGAUAAGCACCAUCUCUGCUCCUUCCUGCAUUCAAACCAGUGUUUCAUCCUCCAUCACCGUUGAGCCCGAGACUCAGUCCAGCACCGUGUUUCAGAAGAAACAAGGAAAGAAGACCAUCGAUGUGUACUGGCUGUAUGAUGAUGGAGGUCUGACCCUGCUGCUGCCCUACCUGCUGACCCGUAGGAAACGCUGGGCCCGGUGUAAGGUCCGAGUAUUUGUGGGAGGAGAAAAAGACAAAAAGGAUGAGCAGAAGGAGGAGGUUUUGUCACUCAUAAAGAAGUUUCGUCUGGGUUUUCAUGACGUAGAAGUUCUCCCUGACAUCUACGAAAACCCCGAAGCUGUGAACAUCCAUCACUUUGAGAACAUGAUCAGGCGCUUCAAGCUGGAUUCAAACCCCAAACACGAGAUGGACUCUGAGCCUCCGAGUCCACAGGAUGCUCCCUGGAUGAUCACUGAGCAGGAUCUGGAGAGGAACAUGGCCAAGUCUCUCCGUCAGGUCCGUCUGAACGAGGUUCUGCUGGAUUACUCCAGGGACGCAGCUCUUGUUUUGAUCACCGUGCCAGUUGGGAGGAGAGGAGUGUGUCCCAGUUCGCUCUACCUGGCGUGGCUGGACAUCUUGUCCAGGAAUCUCAGAGCUCCAGUCCUGAUGGUUCGAGGGAACCAGGAAAGCGUUCUUACCUUCUACUGCCAGUAAAAAGUCUCCAUGUCUCUGUUAGAACCAUUAAUCAUCUUGUAUAUUGGCUUUUUGCUGUUUAAUCCUUUAUUUUAAUGCUUGGAAAGAUAUUUUCUGAUUACUUUACUCCAAUAUAUUUGCUGUUGUUUGGCCAUUAUGGCUUUAUUUAUUUAUCAACUUUGUGUUAAUAUAUUUUAAGAAACGUCCUGCGGCAAAGAGAUUAUGAAUUAAAAUCCAGACUUUUUUACUUUGAUGGUUAAUCUUCAUGCUGAUUAGGUGCAGCUCUAUCGGUUGCUUAUUGCAUUUCACUCAUUGUGUAUAAAGUCAUCCUGCAAAUCUAAUCCUGUAACAGCGGAGCAAAUUGAUUGUUGUUGUAGUUAUGAGAUCACUUUUUAUGCUCAGUUCAAUAAAAUAUUAUUUUUAAAUUAAA
Messenger RNA from Nothobranchius furzeri (turquoise killifish), 3589 nucleotides. It is a transcript of the gene slc12a3, whose product is annotated as solute carrier family 12 member 3. The record is from RefSeq and is a predicted model, not a curated record. Gene Ontology annotation, biological process: potassium ion import across plasma membrane; potassium ion homeostasis; sodium ion transmembrane transport. Gene Ontology annotation, cellular component: apical plasma membrane. NCBI's taxonomy places the organism in Eukaryota, Metazoa, Chordata, Actinopteri, Cyprinodontiformes, Nothobranchiidae. Gene Ontology annotation, molecular function: sodium:potassium:chloride symporter activity.